AAAGCCACGCCUCAAAGCUUCCUUGAGGCUUCCGUGUUGCGCAGCUGCUCUGGCGGCAUCCGGGUUGCGAGGGGCAACAGGUUGGUGGGAGCUGAGGGGGUUCCAUCAAGACUGAGGAAAUUCGUAUAAACUCUCCAGCAAAUAUGGCCUUGUUGUUUGGAAUCAAUAGGCCUGCAGUGGCUUAUUCUAUGACCACGCUUGGUUCAGGGAUGAUGAACGCUGUAUUUUAUUUCUACUAUGUGAAGCUUUUCCUUAACCGGUACAAGAUAUCUGAGGUUGCGUUUCAUCAAGCACAGGUUGUAUUCAUGAUUUGGAAUGCCAUCAAUGACCCGCUGUUUGGUUACAUACAAGAUAACUCCAAAGUACAGUGCUGCAAUCGACGUCGCCAUUCCAUACUGUAUGGAGCCCCAUUGUAUGCCUUAGCCUUCCUGCUUCCCUGGUUCCCAUGGAAAGAUUAUUCUGCAGGUGAAUGGCUUAUUGGCCUUCAUCUUGUGGUGGCACUGUGUGUGUUUGACGGCAUGCUUACAUUUGUUCUUCUAGCACAAUGUGCCCUUUUUGCAGAGAUGUCCAGCAAACAUGAAAGUCGACUCCAGCUUAUUAAGUAUAACCAGGUGGCAUCAUUGUUGGGCUCUUCAAGCAUCUUGAUUUGUGGGUUGGUGUCCGACAACAUGGAAAAUUUCGCAAACUUUCAAGUCUUUACAUUGUUUCUGGCUAUUGUAUCCGCUGCGUGCAUGUGUUACACCGGUGUGUUCGGUGUAAGCCAGUAUGAGAAUAUGCCGAAAAGCUUUGAUAGCAGUCGAGCAGUAGAAUCUGACCUCUCAUGGGCCUCAGUCUUAACCCUUACCAAGCAGAUCCUCACACAAAAGAACUUUAUUCUUUUUGUUUCCAUGAAUUUUUUUCAAGUCUUUCAUGGUACUUUCUGCAGCAACUUCAUGAUUAUUUUCGCUGAUAAUCUCAUCCCUAAAGAUGCACUGCCAUCUUAUGUAAGAAGCAUCAUGUAUGGAGCUGGCUUCAUUUGCCCUCAGCUGCUUGUUCUAACCAAUCACUACCUGCUGUCAAAGAUUGGCUACUAUAAAGUGAUCCUGUAUAUUUUCUACAUUGAGGGAAUUAUGUCAGUUUUGAUGUUUUUAAUUGGACCUCAGCAUUACUAUAUAUUGGCCAUAUUUCUCACAGCUAACAUGGUACUUGUGCAUGCCUCUUUUAGUUUGUUUAAUCUUCCCCUUGCUGAUAUUGUGGAUGCUGACUUGGAAAAAUACAAACGCAAGUCACCGCUGUCCUCUAUGGUGUUUGGAACAAAUGCUCUCUUCACAAAGCCUGCACAGUCCCUGGCUCCUAUGUUGGUUGUGACUAUACUGAACCAAUAUGGUUAUGAUCAUUUAUCCAGCAAGAACACUGUACCAGAUCCCAGUUUGUUUUUAGGACUCCAUGAUGCAAUGUUUAACUUGGCCUGCGCUGUUCCUUUAUGUAUUGCCGCAGUUCAGAUCUUUAUUUGGACACCGUACUCUAUCCGGAGUAGCCAUGUGGUUUCUGCAUAUUAAAGGAGAGUCUCCUGAAGGAUUGUUUUACUUAAUAGGAAGGACAGAGAACUGGUGCCUUAUAACAGUGACUUAUUUAAUGUUGGCCUGGUAUGGGAUCUGUUAUUUACAAUUCAAAUGUAGUCGUAAGAAAAUCAUUUUUGGGGUUUACUGCUUUUAUUUGUACCCUAGAAUUUGUAUUUAAGCAUUUACUUGACAGAUAGAAAUACUUGUGCUCUGAGUCACAGAUAUAUCAAAAAUGUGCUGUGUGCCAUAGAGAUGGCCUAGACCCUUAAGGCCAAGAGAUUAUUGGCCCUCUUUUGUGAUGCUAUGUAAGUUAUGGUGCACAGCACUAGUUGCAUUUUGAGACAGAAUGUGUUUUGUAAUCUAAACCCAGAACAACUAAUAUUUCUGAAACAAAAGAAAUGAAGCACGUAACAUUGGGUGGGUGUUUGGUGGACUGUGAGUGGGUGGGGUUUUAGUAUAAUGGGAUGUCAACUGGUUAGAUCAAGGGUGUAGUUGUGUGGCCUAUUCUACUGGUAUGAGGCCUGCGAUUCUUGAUGCGAAAGAAGAAAUAUUGGUGGACUAAUGGUAACUACAUUGUAGAGUGAUUCUAGCAUUGUCGCUCUACUGCUACUAACAAUAGGUAGUGAAUCUUCCCCUGGGGUUUGGCUCCACAGACACAUAUGGCACUUACACAUAUAAUGUGAUAUAUGGCACUUACACAUAUAAUUAUCCAGACAAAAUAUGAAGUGAUACACAUAUCCUGCUCGCUAACCCCCCACACGCAACGUUAACGCUCUGUAGGUCACACUAGAUUUGGGGAUCUUGCAGUCCUACCCCAGUAUGACUGACAUCUGAUGUUUCUGGGAUCACUCCAUUAAAUCUGUAGAGAUGUCCAAGCUUGAAGAUAAUUCUGAACUGGGUGGUGGGUAAGAGAAAGGUACACUGC
This is a messenger RNA of Xenopus tropicalis (tropical clawed frog), 2466 nucleotides long. Its product is annotated as transmembrane protein 180. Gene Ontology annotation, cellular component: membrane. The record is from RefSeq and is a predicted model, not a curated record. Bases 144 to 1538 code for a protein of 464 amino acids. Lineage: Eukaryota; Metazoa; Chordata; Amphibia; Anura; Pipidae. The transcript is spliced from 7 exons.